Molecule: messenger RNA, 3070 nt
Organism: Scatophagus argus
Lineage: Eukaryota; Metazoa; Chordata; Actinopteri; Scatophagidae
Product: Na(+)/H(+) exchange regulatory cofactor NHE-RF1-like
Exons: 6
Coding region: 498-1754 (418 amino acids)
Biological process (GO): protein localization to plasma membrane
Cellular component (GO): apical plasma membrane
Molecular function (GO): signaling receptor binding; protein-membrane adaptor activity
Source: RefSeq, a predicted model, not a curated record
AGUUGUGUUUACUCCGCCAGUCCUCUCUGCUUUGCAUGAGGGAGCCAGCUGGGCUGUUCCGUGAACGCACCUCCUUCUUCCUGAGUGGCUUUCCUACUUUCUGUGUCGCGCACAGAAAACGAGCGACUGCUGCGUGAGGGGUCAGUCAGUCUCAGUCCUCGGGUCAGGACCCUCACACUGCUCACACAGGACAGUCUGAAGGCGGAGAGGAUUUACAGCAGGUGUGAAGACCAGAUCAGACCUCGUCUCGUCUGUGAAAGUGGACUGUAGAGUGGGACAAAUACCAGCACCGUUUCCCACGGACUAAUCUUCCCAAGAGGGCGGGGAUUGGGAUUGUUUUUUGAAGGGGUACCACUCAUUCACACACACACACACACACACACCUCCUCCUCCUCCUCCUCCUCGGCAGCAUCCUAAGCAAGUCUUCUAGUCGUUUCCACUUUAAACUAGCAACAGGUUGAGUCGCAGCCGCAGCGUGAAGGCGAGUGGAGCCUACCAUGCCGAGCAAAAGCCAGUAUCUGCGCCCCCGGCUCUGUACGCUGGAGAAGGGCGACAACGGCUACGGCUUCCACCUCCACGGGGAGAAAGGUAAGACGGGGCAGUUCAUCCGGUUAGUGGAGCCCGACAGCCCGGCUGAAACGUCGGGCCUCCGCGCCGGAGACCGUCUGGUGUUCGUUAACGGGGAGGACGUGGAGAACGAGAGCCACCAGCAGGUCGUGACCCGGAUACGAGCCACCGUCGGCCGGCUGGAGCUCGUAGUAGUGGACCCGGACACGGAGCAGCUGUUGAAGAAACACAACUUGAAGUGUCUGCAGCAGUAUGUGACCGACGGUGUCCCGUUACCCUUUGACGAGGAGGAGGAGGAGGAAGAGGAGGAGAAGAAAGAGGAGGUGGUGAUGGUGAAGGAGGAUGUGGAGGUAGACGGGAAGGAAAACGGGGAUGAGCGGCACACCACAGCGGAUCAGGUGGUCGAGGAGGUGGAGGAGAGGGAGGAGGAGGAGGAGGAGGUGAGGGACGAGGAUGAGGAGCAGCAGCGGGGGACACCCAGAGAGUCCACACCGGUGCCGGAGGUUAACGGAGGAAUCCACGGGCACAUCGAGAAAAAGCUGAGCAUCAACUCUGAGAAGGAGGUGUGCACUGAACUGCGGCCACGUCUCUGUGUGAUCCAGCGAGGGUCCAACGGAUAUGGCUUCAACCUGCACAGCGAGCGGGCGCGGCCGGGCCAGUACAUCAGGGCUGUGGAUGAGGACUCUCCAGCAGAGAGGGCAGGCCUGCAACCCAAGGACAGGAUAGUGCAGGUGAAUGGUGUGUCAGUGGAAGGGAAGACACAUUCAGAGGUAGUGGCUGCCAUCAAAGUCGGCGGGAGCGUGACCCGUCUGCUGGUGGUGGAUCCCGACGCUGACGCCUUCUUCAGGAGGUGCCGAGUGGUCCCGUCCUCGGACCACCUCACUGGUCCACUGCCUGAGCCUGUCAUUAAUGGAGGGAUGGAGGAGAAGGUGAAUGGUAGAGGGGCUAAAGAGGCUGAGAGAGACUCAAAACUUUCAGUCAGUCCUUCUCCAUCCAAUGCCUCGUCCAAUGCCUCGCUCACAACCCCGCCCACAAACACCCCACCUGAGGGUUUGAUCACGGACACCAUCCCAGCACUCAGCCUGUCCCUGCAGCAGGUCAAAGAGCUCGCUCACCAGAAACGCUCCAACAAGAGAGCCCCGCCCAUGGACUGGACCAAGAAAAACGAACUCUUUAGCAACCUAUAGGGCACCUCAGCUCACCUCACACACACACACACGCAAGCACACACACACACACACACACACACACACACACACACAGACGCACACACACAAACACACACACUCAUAUUUACACACCCAAGAGACAUCAGAAAGACUUUUCUUUAUUGUUAUGACACUAAAAGAGCAGUUCAACUAUUGGCCGUAGACAAAUCCAAGCUGUUCUGUAAAAUAUAGUAUUCUUAUUGUUUCUUUCCAUCUUAUAAUAAUCCAGAUAUUUUACUAUAUAUGUAUAAUGUGCUACUAACAAGAAGGUUGCAUACCAGUAUGUUAAUGAAAGAGAACUGGAACAUGUGUUGAAAAUGUGUGUUUGUGAGUGUGUGUGUAUGUGUGGACCCUGGUGCCUGUGGAAAUGACUUUUAAUGUCCCGCUCCUCCACCUGCUUGUCUGUCUUUUAAGGGUUUAUACUAACAUCUGAAACAUUAAAAUGUCUCCUGUUAGAGAGACAAUGGGACCAGUCACGUUAAACCAGCCUGACAAUCAGUUUGUCUCUAAGUUAGCUUGUAGGGAUCAGACAUCUGACACGGAGUUCAUUUGACUUUCAGGUCGUUUAUUUCAUGAAUGUCUUUAUUUGUGUAGGUUACAGAUGGCACAUCAGAGCUCUCUCUUUGUGAUGUUAAAAUAUGAUCCCAAAAUGAGGCACCGCUUCCCUCAUAUAAUUUUCUGGAAAUACUGGAAAGAACUGUUUAAAAGUUGGUUCUCUUAUAAUAUAUAUAUAUACAUGAUAUAUAUAGAUAGAUAUAUUUACAUUUUUGACAUAAAUGCUAUUCACAAAUUUAUGAAAUUCAUAACUUUAUGAAAGGAAAAUGACAUCAGUUUAAUCAUGUGUAUCCACAUUUUGCCUGAAUAUGUUAUCACCUUUUAUUAAAUGUGAACUACAGUUUAUCAUGAGUAACUUAUACCGUCCUUACUUUGCCAUCAUGUCCACUGCGAAUGGCUCUUCACUUCACACUUUGAGCGUAUGGGAUCAUUUUUAUUGCUCUGUGAGAUUUUUACACAUUUCUUUCAUUGUUUUUACAAACAAUAAUUAUGUAACUUUGAGACGAUGUAUUUCUAAAAGAAUGCCUGCGCUUCACUAGAUUUCAUGCAAUCGCCCAGUAUUGAGAAUUAUUUUGAGAUUAUUUUCCAAAAUGAAUGAUUGAAUUAUAUAAAGAGUUUUUGUGGCUUGUGUAAGCGGUAAGCGAUUUCUAUACUGUAACAAAUCAGUCAUCACAACAACGUUAUCCACUGAUGUUGAUUUUUAUUUAGUAAUGUGUGAAGAAAUAAAAAUCUCCAGUGUG